CUCUUUCCGCCGUACCCGCCAUCUUGCGAGCAAACGGGGUAAUAAGGCAAAAUGACGAACACCAGAGGCAAGAGGAGGGGGACCAGGUACAUGUUCGCCAGGCCCUUCCGCAAGCAUGGCCCAAUCCCCUUGUCCACUUACAUGCGUAUCUACAAGAAAGGAGAUAUUGUUGAUAUAAAGGGCACAGGAACCAUACAGAAGGGUAUGCCACACAAGUGCUACCAUGGCAAAACAGGACGUGUUUACAACGUUACCCAGCAUGCCGUUGGCAUCAUUGUCAACAAGCAGGUCAAGGGUAGGAUUCUGGCCAAGAGAAUCAAUGUGCGCAUUGAGCAUGUGAAGCACUCUAAGAGCAGAGACAGCUUCCUGCAGCGCGUGAAGGAGAACGAGAGGAAGAAGGUGGAGGCCAAGCAGCAGGGCACCUGGGUGGAGCUGAAACGUCAGCCUGCUCCUCCUCGUCCCGCUCACUUUGUCAGCACCAAGAAGAACACGCCCGUGCUGCUGGAGCCCAUCCCCUACGAGUUCAUGGCUUAAGCGUCCUGACCAAUAAAAUCCUUUAUAUGUAAAAA
Messenger RNA from Chanos chanos (milkfish), 569 nucleotides. It is a transcript of the gene rpl21, whose product is annotated as ribosomal protein L21. Bases 52 to 534 code for a protein of 160 amino acids. NCBI's taxonomy places the organism in Eukaryota, Metazoa, Chordata, Actinopteri, Gonorynchiformes, Chanidae. Gene Ontology annotation, cellular component: ribosome. Gene Ontology annotation, molecular function: structural constituent of ribosome. The record is from RefSeq and is a predicted model, not a curated record. Gene Ontology annotation, biological process: translation. The transcript has 6 exons.